AUGUGCACCGUAGUGGAGUCCAACCCAACUCGUGGCCUUUCUGUGCAACUUGUCUCGGAACGAAUGAGAUGCGAUCUUCAUGAUGGCUUAGCGGGUAUACCCUCCCUGAGAAAGAGGCUUGAGAUAGCUCUUGGCGUUGCCAAAGCCUUGCAGUAUCUUCACGGAGAGGAGCUGAUCCAUCGCGAUGUUAAAAUGCAAAACGUGUUGGUGAGUACCGUCAGACUGCCUGUUAGCCUUGAUUGUAAAAUAAAUGGGGCUGUGUUGGGUGUUUACUAUGUAAGGUUUUGCUUAUGAAGAGUUCCAUAAGAGGAGCCGAUUAUUGAACCAAAAGGGGACUUAGAAAUAAUAGUAUUCUGAAUUUAUACAGCAUAUAAGUGGUACAAUACAUUUUUGGACCAGCAAAUUCGAUUUUAUCCUUUUCUCUCCUUUCAGUUGGACGAGAAAAACAACGCUAAGUUAACAGAUCUGGGUCUCUGUAAACCCGAGGGUCUCAUCAAUAACUCGUUGGUUGGUACUCCUCUCAAUAUGGCGCCCGAAAUGAUGAAACAACAGUACGACAAAUCCAUUGAUGUGUACGCGUUCGGUAUGUUGCUCUGGCGAGUGUGCGAAGGCCAGGGCAACCUACCAAAGAAUAUACACCGCCACUUUAACCCUCUGGUUAUGCUCGUGAUGAAUGCAUGUGACAACAAGACACCAGAGAGAUUGGACGUGUUUCCAGAACAAUGCUGGCAACUCAUGGAAAGGUGCUGGAAUCAGGAUCCCGAAGCAAGGCCAUCAUUCGACAUCGUGGUUGGGGACUUGGAAGCGUUCCUAGCGGAGAUGCGGGAUCAGUAGUAGCCGUAUGGGGCAUAAUUGAUUCUGCAUCUAUUUAAAAAAAAACUUAAUUCAUCUUUUUUAUUUGUACAAGAAACGAGACUAAGCACUGAUAACGCGAUCCGUGCCUGGGUAUAAACGAAAGCAACUCUACCUUCCGCUCAGCUGACGCUGAGCCAUAUUGUACCGAAAAAACGGGAAUUCCCCCCCCACACCCCUCACCCCUGGCAUACUUAGAAAACAUAUGCAUACGUCACCAAUAUGCGCACUACGAAUAAGGAACUUAGUUGCGCAAUUGCAUUUGAUUACACGACUUCUCCAGUAAUGUUGUGCUAAUCUUGUGACUAAAUUUUGUAUUGUUAGCCCUUAGUUAAGAGUUUGUAAUAAAUUACUUGUGUAGUGUAUUGCGUUACCUAAGCGUUACUAUAGUCACGCUAUAUCCUGUAAGAUACGAUCGGUACAUGAUUGUAAAAGUACAUUCCUAUGUAAAAGUAGUAUUACUGAUUCCUAGUAUUUUAUUGUGAAUAAAGCUUGUUGAUUCUUUAAUAAAAUUCAGUUGAGCAAUAGCAAUGAAAGGAGUAACUUGACUCAGUCUAGACGACACAACAACUUGUAAAGUUGGAACCUUCGAGCUGGAAGUGUGACGCCCUCUAACCGAUUUAGUACCCUUCGGGCGACACAUUACAGCUGACGAUCGAUCACACGCCUGCUUCAAAAACACGGCACUUGUACUGUAGUUUCUCUGAGUAGAGGCACAGACGGGAAAGUUGGGGCUUCUGCUGAUAGUCUACCACAACUGAACCAGUUACCAAUUUCCUCGAAUGAGCGCUCGCCCGGCUAAAUAGAGGGGGGGCUUAUUGAAAGGGGGUCCCUUACUGAGUGAGCGCAGAAACAGGAAAAAAAUUAAAAUCACUGAGAAAGCAUAUAAAGAACAUUGCAUGCAUAAGGAGAUAGAAAUAACUGGAGGUGACUUUAACAGAAAAGAAACCACUCUCUGGUGCUGAUUCUGCUGUUGUUAAAGCUUAAAAAGUCAUAAAUAAAGUGGCAUUAGAAGCAGGUUUUCCUUGUAACCCCACAGUAGAAAGUGAGCAAUGAGCAACGCUAACUCGACGAGCGCACUUAUAUAACAUUGUGCCUUGGGUAAGAGCGCCUAUUCAAGGUAUACGGUAUAUCCAGCACACAUUUUUUUGAGGUUCCACUUCUGUUUUGUUCUAUGAAUUAACUCCCAUUGUCCUUUCAAAGGCGAUUUGUUGUUCCAGUUGAAAAGUCGGGAAACAGAGUAUAGUAUACAGCUUCCCUAAAGCCUACCAGGGGUAGUAGAUCCAAAAGAGUUUUUCCUCUAACAUAACCAAGCGUGCGGUGGUGGGGAAGGGAAGUUUGAGUGGGUUUGUUGAAAUAUUCAUUCAAUUUUCAGUUAGCGAGCACUUAACCCUUUAACUCUCAUGAUUGACCAAGAGAGAACUUCUCCUUACAAUAUCAGUACAUUAUCAUGAAGAAAAGUGAUGAGAAUAAAGCAGAAUAUAACUUGGUGGACUUUACACUGAUCCAAUACUAAAUUCUCCUAGGUAAUACCAAAAGAUUCUAUGGCAGACAGUGAGAAGAAAUACUAAUCAGAUCUUGGGAGUGAAAAGGUUAAAUAGUCAUGAUACCAGAGCUUCACACAAUGAAAAGCUCAAAGAAUUUGAUGUAUUAGAUUUGAAUGGCAAGUUCCUGAGACAGAAUACUCAGGGAGUGCAUCCUUUUGCAAAUUAUAAUAGGUACACUUUUUAAGCCAACUACAUUCAUCAACCACACUAGAUCAUUUGCUAGUUUAUUCAAAACAAUAAUUACAAUGGCAUAUUUUGUCAGCUUGUAACCUGAUGAGAGGGUAGCCUUUAAAUUGCAAUCAUCAUCAUCAUCAGAACACUUCAUAACAUUUCAGAGGCUACCAGUUGAUUUCAUAAACUUGCUUGUCUACAGCAAGGCCUCAAUGAAAACAUAAAAAAAAAAGAAAUUAGGUGAUGUGGUUGAGAAACAAAGAACAGAUUUCUAUCACAAACUACAAAGUGGUAACAGCAUUUAACUUUGCAUUACAUGCCCAUGGUAAGUACUAAAACAUGGAACAACCUAAAACCACCUAAAACCACCUACAACCACCUACAACUUAAAGAACUUUACAAAAUGAACUAUUAAGUUACAAAAAAUAAUGAAGUAAAAUAACAAACUUGUAGUCAAUCUAUCCAGAACUGUUUGCAAGGCAAUCUCGUAUAAUUACGAGGUGCGAAAUUAUUCUUAAGGCUAAUCACACAUGAACCAGCAGUUCAUGGCUAGGUAAUUUAGAGAGGUCCAAGUCUUCUUAUUGCUAUUGUUCCAAGCUCAUGAAAUUACUUCGGCCACCAAAAUUUUUCUUUUCUUUUUUUCACACAAGCAUCAAUGCCGACCAUGAAUAUUUGUACAUGUACUCAUCUUUAUACAGUACAACUGAUUUGAACCCAGGAGUGACAUUUGAUAUUCUGAUUGUCCAAAUAAUAGUAGUCCUGAACAAGGAAGGACUUUGUCAGUAAUAGUACGUGACUUUGGUGAUGAAUUCUGUUAAGGAUGACUAAAAUUCACUACUAGUGAUGACGAAAAUUCACUACUAGUGACAAUGGUCCUUCUCAGGGCUUCUCUGAAUGAUCAGAAGACACGAUCAAAUCAACUUAGAAAAUGUGAACUGAUGGGCAGUACAGAUUGGAUGUGGGGGGGAGGGGGAAUGGGUUAGGUGUGAGUUGAAGGAUGGAGAUGUUAGAACCGACUUAAAGCAAUUCAAAUCCUUUAUCAAAAUUAAACCCUGCCUAAAAUAUGAUAGGAAUCACUUUGAUAACAAUUAUUAUUUCAUAUCUUCUGUAUUUUCCACCAAGAAUUUAAUUAUCAAGAGGACAGGUUCCAACAUGUGAUUAACAACAUGAAGAAAUGCUGCUGAAAAAUUUCAGCCAUAAACACUGAACUGUGCUUAGGCUACAAACAGGAACUUGAGCAGCAAAAGGUAAUGAACAAAGAGAGGUAGCAAAGGACUUCACCUAAAGAGCAAGAGUGAACAAGUGAGACUCCUACAUUGGCUGAAAUAAGUUGAUCUCUGCACUGUCAGCCAGCAAGAAAAUCAGCAGAUAAGAGUUGACUUACAGAAGUUUUUGAAGUCUGUUUAUGCACAUUGCAGCUGACUUGAAGACAGUAACUUUAUUGAAUAAUUUA
This is a messenger RNA of Pocillopora meandrina, 4023 nucleotides long. The record is from the annotation of a GenBank genome assembly. NCBI's taxonomy places the organism in Eukaryota, Metazoa, Cnidaria, Anthozoa, Scleractinia, Pocilloporidae.